CUGAGGAGCACAGAACAGUCAGGGAAGCAGAGAUGGCGGAUAGUAUCCAGCAGCAGCUGGCCCAAAAUUUGGAGUUAAUGACGAAGGAGCAGCUGAAGGAGUUCCAGCGGUUGCUGCCUGACCAGGAUCUCUGCAAGCAGUCUCCUGGUGUGCCCACAACUCAACCAGAGAAGGUGGAUAGCAUGGAGGUGGCCUCACUCCUGGUGGCUCAAUACGGGGAGCAGCAGGCCUGGGUCCUAGCCCUGCAGACCUGGGAGCUGAUGGGUCUGAGUGAGCUGUGUGCCCAAGUCUGGAAAGAGGCAGCCUUGGAGUCAGGAAUCACAGAAAAAUUCCAGAAGCAAAAGAGAGAGAGUCCCUACCCCACACAGUCAUGGAAAAAUGAGGAUAUCCAACAAAAAUUCACACAACUGCUACUUCUACACAGAUCUCAACCCAGAGGAUAUUAUCUGCCGCUCUGGAUGAUGAAACAUGAGGUGACAGAGAAUCAAAAACAUUUUAUUGAGGUCGGAGACUUAUUUGGCCCAGACCCAGGUACCCAGGAAGAGGCUCUCACAGUCAUAUUGCAUGGGGUUGCUGGAAUCGGGAAGUCCACCCUGGCCAGGCAGGUGAGGAGAGCCUGGGAGGAAGGCAGGCUGUACAGGGACCGCUUCCAGCAUGUCUUCUACUUCAACUGCAGAGACCUGGCCCAGUCCAGGACAAUGAGUCUUGCUGAGCUCAUCUCCAAAGACUGGGCUGGCCCUGCAGCUCACAUUGGACAGAUCCUGUCUCAGCCAGAACAGCUGCUCUUCAUUCUUGAUAACUUGGAUGAACCAAAAUGGGACUUUAAGGAGCAGAGUUCUGAGCUCAGUCUGCACUGGAGCCAGCAGCAGCAGGUGCACACACUGCUGGGCAGUUUGCUGAAGAAAACCUUACUUCCUGGGGCUUCCCUGCUCAUCACAGCUCGGAUCACAGCUCUGGGGAAGUUCAUUCCCUCUUUAAAGCAGCCACACUGGGUGGAGGUCCUGGGAUUCUCUGAGUCAGCCAGGAGGGGCUAUUUCUACACAUACUUCACAGAUGAAAGCCAAGCAGUUAGAGCCUUCAACUCAGUCGAAUCAAACCCAGCACUCUUGUCCAUGUGUGUCAUGCCCUUGGUGUCCUGGCUGGUCUGCACUUGCCUGAAGCAGCAGAUGGAUCACGGGCAAGAACUCUCACUGACCUGCCAGACGACCACUGCCCUCUGUCUGCACUACUUUUUCCACAUUCUCCAAGUUCAGUCUCUUGGGACUAAGCUCCGGGACUUCUGCUCUCUGGCUGCUAAGGGCACCAGGCAAGGAAAGACCCUCUUCAGCCCUGAAGACCUCAGAGAAAAUGGGUUAGAUGAGGACAUCACCUGCACUCUCUUAAAGAUGGGUGUUCUUCAGAAGCACCCCAGCUCUCUGAGCUACAGCUUCAUGCACUUGUGUUUCCAGGAGUUCUUUGCAGCAAUGUCCUGUGCUUUAGGGGAUGAGGAGUUAAUAAGCAUCAGAAGCAUGAGAGACUUGACAGAGGGAUAUAAGAUGGAGGACAUGUUUGGGGACCCAACUACAUGUUUUCUAUUUGGACUUUUGAGUGAGCAGGGGAUGAGAGAAAUGGAGAGCAUCUUCAAAUGCCAGCUGUCUCAGGACAGGCAUUACAAGCUGCUAAGCUUGGCCAAGACAGAGGUCAACUUCAUACAACCAGACCUAGAGUCAUAUUGUUGGGACUUGCCCCACUGUUUUUAUGAGAUUCAGGACAAAGGUUUUCUGACAGAAGUGAUGUCUGAUUUCUCUGGAACAAGUACAUGUGUCCAAACUGAAAUGGAGCUCCUGAUGUUCACUUUCUUCUUUAAAUUCUGCCAGCAGGUGAAGAGGCUUCAACUAAACGAAGAUGGACCACACAAACAAACCUGGAGGCUCUCCAAUGUAGUUCUGUCCAGCUUGAGCCCAUUUACAGAUGCCUGGUGGCAGAUUUUCUUCUCCAUUUUCUAUGUUGAUGGGAGCCUGCAGGAGCUGGACUUGAGUGGAAACUUCCUGAGCUGCUCUGCAGUGCACAGUGUCUGUGAGGCCCUGAAAUGUCCUCACUGCCACCUGGAGACCCUGAGGUUGGCUGACUGUGGCCUCACAGCAGAGGGCUGCCAGGACCUGGCCUGUGGGCUGAGCGCCAGCCAAAACCUGACUGAGCUGGACCUGAGCUUCAACAAGCUCCUGGACAACGGGGCCCAGCACCUUUAGCAGAAGCUGCAAAAGUCCAGCUGCAAGCUGAAGGGCCUGCUGCUGGUCAGCUGUGGCCUCACAUCUGCCUGCUGCCAGGACGUGGCCUCCAUGUUCAAGGGCUGCCCCAGACUGACAGAGCUGGACCUGAGGCAGAACAACCUGGGUGACCUCGGUGUGAGGCUGCUCUGUAAAGGGCUCAGGCAGCCCAUCUGCCAACUGAGGCUCCUGCACCUGGACCAGACCCAGCUGAGUCAGCAGGUGACAGAGAUGCUGAGGGCCCUGAGUCUGGAGAAGCCUCAGCUGCUCAUGGACAGUGGGGAGUCAGAACUACACCCUAGUUCUGGCCUGGUGGAAUCCUUCUGUCUGUCUUCUGAGACUCUGGGUGAUCUACCAGUGAAGCCUGCAGGGACUGAAGAUGACUUCUGGGGCCCCACAGGGUCCGUGGCUCCUGAGAUGGUUGACAAAGACAAGAGUCUAUACCGAGUUCACUUCCCCAUGGCUGGCUCCUACCAUUGGCCCAACAUGGGUCUCCACUUUGUGGUGAGGAGGCCAGUGACCAUUGAGGUUGAAUUCUGUGCCUGGAGACAGUUCCUGGACCAGAUUGACCCACAGCACAGCUGGGUGGUGGCAGGGCCUCUGUUUGACAUCAAGGCUGAACCAGGGGCUGUGGCAGCUGUGUACCUCCCUCACUUUGUAGAUCUCCAAGGAGAAAAUAUGGACAUGUCCUGGUUCCAAGUGGCCCACAUGAAAGAGGAGGGGAUAGUCCUGGAGAAGCCAUCCAGGGUGGAGCCCCACUACGCAGUCCUGGAGAACCCCAGCUUCUCCCCCAUCGGAGUUCUACUGAGAAUUAUCCAUGCUGUCCUGCCCAUUCCCAUCACCUCCAAUGUGCUGCUCUACCAUCACCUCCAGCAUGAGGAAGUGACCUUCCACCUCUACCUGAUUCCCAAUGACUGCUCCAUUUGCAAGGCCAUAGAUGAUGAAGAAAAGAAGUUUCAGUUUGUGCGACUACACAAGCCGCCCCCAAUGACCCCACUCUACAUGGGCUCCCGAUACACCGUGUCUGGUUCAGAGGAGAUGGUAAUAAUCCCUCAGGAACUGGAGCUCUGCUAUCGGAACCCUGGGGAAGCCCAGCUCUUCUCUGAAUUACAUGUUGGCCAUUUGAAGUUAAAGAUCAGGCUGUACCUAAGACACAAGGAAGAAGGAACUCUGGUGUGGGAGGCCUUGGUGAAAUCAGGAGACCUCAGACCUGAAGCUACUCUGGUCCCUGCACACCAUACAGAUGCCCCAGCCUUACUGCACUUUGUGGACCGGCAUCGGGAGCAGCUGGUGGCUCGAGUGGCUUUAGUGGACCAAGUCCUGGACAAGCUAUAUGGACAAAUGCUAAGUGACGAGCAGUAUCAGAAGGUGCGGGCUGAGUCCACCAAUCCAGCCAAGAUGAGGAUGCUGUUCAGCUUCAGCAGCAGCUGGAACAAGACACGCAAAGAUAAACUCUACCAAGCCCUGAAGGAGUCUGACCCUCACCUGAUUAUGGAUAUCUGGGAGGGGUGGGGCCAUGGAGGAGAACCAUGA
This is a messenger RNA of Phyllostomus hastatus (greater spear-nosed bat), 3779 nucleotides long. Its product is annotated as NACHT, LRR and PYD domains-containing protein 1-like. The record is from RefSeq and is a predicted model, not a curated record. Gene Ontology annotation, cellular component: canonical inflammasome complex. NCBI's taxonomy places the organism in Eukaryota, Metazoa, Chordata, Mammalia, Chiroptera, Phyllostomidae. Gene Ontology annotation, biological process: inflammatory response; innate immune response; regulation of apoptotic process. Gene Ontology annotation, molecular function: protein binding. The transcript has 15 exons.